UCCUCUGUCAGCUAAACACCAUCAAGCAACCAGACACUUGAGAGUAAAUCCGGUAGGGGAAUAGGCAACAGCUGAAAGCCUAGAAGGCAAAAAUCACCUCGGGACGACCCGGAGCCCCGGGGCAGGUGACACAUUCAAGGUUUCCUUGGCUCUGGUUUGAUAGUUUCAUCCCCGCCCACUGGCAAGAGAGCUAGCUCCCAGCGCCGCUGCACAGGCGCGCGGAGGGGCGACCAUAAAAGCUGUAGCGGAGCAGAGAAGCAGAGCUCGCCCACCAUCCGCGGAGAAGCGACCCACCAUGCACGUGAACGGCAAAGUGGCCCUGGUGACCGGUGCAGCGCAGGGCAUAGGCAGGGCCUUCGCCGAGGCUCUGCUGCACCAUGGCGCCAAGGUAGCAUUGGUGGACUGGAAUCUCGAGGCAGGUGUAAAGUGUAAAGCUGCCCUGGAUGAGCAGUUCGAACCUCAGAAGACGCUGUUCGUCCAGUGUGAUGUGGCUGACCAGGAACAACUGAGAGAUACUUUUAGGAAAGUCGUGGACCAUUUUGGAAGAUUGGAUAUUUUGGUCAACAAUGCAGGAGUGAACAAUGAGAAAAACUGGGAACAGACACUGCAAAUUAAUUUGGUUUCUGUUAUCAGUGGAACCUACCUUGGUUUGGAUUACAUGAGUAAGCAAAAUGGAGGUGAAGGUGGCGUCAUCAUCAAUAUGUCUUCAUUAGCAGGACUUAUGCCUGUUGCACAACAACCUGUUUAUUGUGCUUCAAAGCACGGCAUAAUCGGAUUCACGCGCUCAGCAGCGAUGGCUGCUAACCUUAUGAAGAGUGGAGUACGACUGAAUGCCAUUUGUCCAGGCUUUGUCAACACACCCAUCCUUGAGUCCAUUGAAAAAGAAGAAAAUAUGGGUCAAUAUAUAGAAUAUAAGGAUCAGAUCAAGGCUAUGAUGAAAUUCUAUGGAAUCUUGGACCCAUCAAUCAUUGCCAACGGAUUACUAACUCUCAUUGAAGAUGAUACUUUCAACGGUGCCAUUAUGAAGAUCACAGCAUCUAAAGGAAUUCAUUUUCAAGAUUAUGACAUCACACCAUCGACUGUAAAAGCUCCAUGAAUGUCUUAAGCAUCAACUAUACUGAAACUAAGCACAAAUGGCUCACUCAGACUGCAUCUUUAUUAAUAUAGCUUUUGAAAUGAAAUGCUGUAGUAUGGAACCUACCUGCACGCAUCUGAUGUCAAUAUUUUUCUUAAAUGAUUUGUUCGAAGUGUAGAUAAAGAUGUACGAUAAGCUAGCAAAAAAAAAAAAAAGUGCAGUGCAAGCCAAAACCAGGUUAUAACCUACAUCCUCUAAGGACAAAACAAAGGAUAUUCGAGAGAUAUUCUGCCUUUCAGAAAAUGUAUUUAUCACCGUGACUCAUAAAUAUUAAUGGUUUUCAGAAAGGAGAUACUUGAAUUGUUAUUUAAGUCAAAACACAUCUUAAAUGAUUCACUAUGUACGUUUGCACUUCAAAAGGGAGGAGCUACUUUGCAAUGGAAAUAUUUAGUAAUAACAGCUUGUGCAUGAUCUACAAGAUGAACAUGUCAACUCUGAAGAUCUGCUGUUGGGGGUUCCAGUAGUUAGGAAAUGAGUUCCAGUGUGACCAUGUCCCAAUAAUACAUCUGAUGUAUGGGAAAAUGAUACUUGUACUAUCAGUGAAGACUCACACUUCAGCCUCAAACCAAGGAAGAUGGUCUUGCUUUCCUUCCUAAUUUUAUAAUUCAAUUGAUUCAAAAGACCUCAGGAAUGAAACUUUUAAUAGUUGUAACAAUAAAGGAGGAAACUAUAAAAUUUUAUAUGUACUAUAUAUGCUUAUUAAGAAAUGAUUCAAAUAUAUUUUCCUGAUUAUUUCUUUGUUGGUUUGUACUAAUUUCAAAAGUGCCUAUCUUUCAAUAAAACUCUUUUAUUCAAACUCA
Chionomys nivalis (European snow vole) is the source of this 1935-nucleotide messenger RNA. It is a transcript of the gene Hpgd, whose product is annotated as 15-hydroxyprostaglandin dehydrogenase. Gene Ontology annotation, molecular function: oxidoreductase activity, acting on the CH-OH group of donors, NAD or NADP as acceptor. NCBI's taxonomy places the organism in Eukaryota, Metazoa, Chordata, Mammalia, Rodentia, Cricetidae. The transcript has 7 exons. The record is from RefSeq and is a predicted model, not a curated record. Gene Ontology annotation, cellular component: cytoplasm. Bases 296 to 1096 code for a protein of 266 amino acids.